Molecule: messenger RNA, 570 nt
Organism: Ostreobium quekettii
Lineage: Eukaryota; Viridiplantae; Chlorophyta; Ulvophyceae; Bryopsidales; Ostreobiaceae
Source: the annotation of a GenBank genome assembly
AUGGACGAAGACCUUGAGGUGCAAACAGUGAAGUCGACUACAAUACACAAAAACUGGGCUCACGACAAGUACCAGCGGUCGCCCUUCGACAUCGCCCUCCUGAAACUGGAGCACAAGUGCUCCCACGCCACGCCCAAGCUGCUGUCAGACCAUUUCACACUGACCACGGGACAGGCGCUUACCGCUGCGGGCUGGGGUGCCGGGAGCCAGGGCCCUGCGCUUGGCGGGCCCAUCUUCGGGUCUCUGAAGCUGGAGCGGCAGGAGUACAUCUGCGCCAAGCGGUGCAACGCCAGCGCGCUCUGGAAUGGGGCCGUGCCGGACGAGAGGCUGGUGUGCGGCCUGAAUGACGGUCGGAAGUCGUCGUGCAUUGUGGAUUCUGGGUGUCCACUGCUGCUCAUGGAUGCCCCGGGAUACGAUGUCGCAUCUGGUCGCCCUAUCUUCGAUUUCGUUGUUGGAAUCAACGUGGAUGGUGCUCCGUGCGGGCAGCCUGCGAGACCGGACAUGUACAUCGACAUCAGAGAGCACUCAGACUGGAUUCGAAAGAACUGUGGCGACAGAGUCGAACUGUAA